Molecule: messenger RNA, 834 nt
Organism: Eimeria acervulina
Lineage: Eukaryota; Apicomplexa; Conoidasida; Eucoccidiorida; Eimeriidae
Exons: 1
Coding region: 1-834 (277 amino acids)
Source: RefSeq, a predicted model, not a curated record
AUGAAGGGUUUCGGGGCAGACAAGUCCUCGGGGCCCCCCGCGAGGUGUACAUACAGCAGCGUUUCCGGUGGUGGUGAUUCGCCGAACCGCUUGGACUUAGGAGGAAGUCGGAGUUUAGUAGGAAUUCUUUUUCCUUGGACUCGUGUUGAAAUGACGAAAGACAUGAUAUGCAAAGGCACAAUAAGUGCUUUGGUUGGGGUCUUGCUGGGUAUCGUAUCUUCUCUUAUCGUGAACUGCACGCUAGUCGAAAUAUCGGUUUCUUCUUUUUUCUCGGUUUAUCUCGGAAUUGUCUUCAUCACCGUCGGCGCUGUCAUUCUCUGGAGGAUCAACGUGAACGCGGACGGGGCGUCUCAGGGCCGGAGGCUGCAGCUCACGUUCUUUGCAGGUUUAAUUGUGUUUUCUGGUGUUUUGUGUUUUCUGUUGAAGCGAAAUUGGUUUGUAGGCCUUCACGCAAUAUUUAAGGUGCCUCUGUACACCGUAUUGGGUGUAUCUGUAGCUUUUGCCUUGACGUUUUCUCUUGUGGACGUUGUGAAUUAUCUCUUUUCUUUCUUUCAAUCGUCCGUCGCCAAGCCGCUGGUUGAGUCGAGGGAACAGGCAUAUAUGGUCUUGUUUUUUACGCUUGUUAUGGGUGGCGUCUUUGGGUUUAUCUUCGGCUUGAUGGAUGUGGAAGAUGAGAUGCAAUAUCAAAUCAAACUGGCCCUCUUAAGAGAACAACAAUUCUGCUAUCCACUGGGAGCCAUCAUAGGGGGCCUUGCAGGAUUCAGUAACGAAGUUCUGAGGCAAGCAGAGCAGAGGGUUCGUUACUGCUCAACAGAAUUCGAUGAAGACAUCUGA